GUCCUGUUUCCGCGGUCAUUUGCAUCGCAGAACCCGUAGUCCGCACGGCUGCUCCUGGGCCGGCUAGUGCGAGGUCCCCGGAACUACCCUACUUUCCUGAGGGUUUGGGGAGGGUGGUGUGCAUUAGGAACUUAAGUAGGCAAGGAAAUAAUUUGAGAAUGACGAGGUAGGAGGAAGGGAAACCGGAGAAGUUAUUUCAGCAACAAGCAGCUUGCUAAAGUAACUGGGUCCCUGUGAACCGCUGCAUUUGGCGAACCGCUUAGCCGUUUAAAGCCCUUGGGUAGGAUCAGUGCUUUUGAAAACGAUUGCCUUCCUGCUGGCUUCAGACAUCCUAACAUGGGACUUACCAAACAGUAUCUCCGAUAUGUGGCUAGUGCUGUCUUUGGCUUGAUUGGCAGCCAAAAGGGUAAUAUUGUUUUUGUGACACUUCGUGGAGAAAAAGGACGCUAUGUGGCAGUACCCGCUUGCGAACAUGUUUUUAUCUGGGACUUGAGAAAAGGAGAGAAGAUCCUUAUCCUUCAGGGGCUUAAACAAGAAGUCACUUGCUUGUGUCCUUCCCCAGAUGGGCUACAUCUGGCUGUUGGCUAUGAGGAUGGAUCCAUCCGAAUCUUCAGCCUCCUCAGUGGUGAAGGAAAUAUAACCUUCAAUGGACACAAAGCAGCUAUCACCAGCUUAAAGUACGAUCAGCUAGGAGGCAGACUGGCUUCUGGGUCCAAGGAUACAGAUGUUAUUAUUUGGGAUGUGAUCAAUGAAAGUGGCCUCUACCGUCUAAAGGGACACAAGGAUGCUGUCACACAAGCUCUGUUCUUACGAGAAAGGAAUCUGCUGGUUACGAGUGGGAAAGAUACUAUGGUAAAGUGGUGGGACCUUGAUAACCAACACUGCUUCAAAACAAUGGUCGGCCACCGAACUGAGGUGUGGGGCUUGGUUCUGGUUUCAGAAGAAAAGCGGCUAAUCACUGGGGCUGCAGACAGUGAGCUGAGAGCCUGGGACAUCGCCUAUCUGCAGGAGAUUGAUGACCCAGAAGAACCAGAGCCCAAGAAAAUCAAAGAGAGUCCGGGGAUACAGGACGCACCUGAAGCAGAGGAUGGCACCCUUGAAGCGGAUGAAGAGUCUGAAGAUCGCAUCCUCUCUUGCAGAAAAGCUGGCUCCAUAAUGCGGGAAGGAAGGGACAGAGUUGUGAACCUUGCUGUGGACAAGACAGGCAGGAUUCUUGCUUGCCACGGCACUGAUUCUGUGCUAGAAGUAUUUUGUGUCCUUUCCAAAGCAGAAAUUCAGAAGAAAAUGGAUAAGAAACUGAAGAAAGCUAGAAAGAGAGCAAAAUUGAACUCUGCCAGUGGCGAGGAGGACCCUGAGACUAGUGUCACAAUGACUCUGCAGGAUGAGAUCCAUCGGGUGGCCAGUAUCAAGACUUCUUCCAAAAUCAAAUCCUUUGACCUGAUUCAUUCACCUCAAGGGGAGUUGAAGGCAGUCUUCCUGCUGCAGAACAACUUGGUGGAAUUAUACUCACUCAGUACAUCCUUGCCAACCCCUCAGCCUGUCAGGACAAGCAGGAUCACCAUUGGAGGCCAUCGCAGCGAUGUGCGCACUCUGUCAUUCAGCUCGGAUAAUAUAGCUGUGCUUUCAGCUGCAGCUGAGUCCAUAAAGAUAUGGAACAGGUCUACCCUGCAGUGUAUCCGCACAAUGCCUUGUGAAUAUGCUCUCUGUUCCUUCUUCGUGCCUGGUGAUAGGCAGGUGGUCAUAGGAACAAAGACCGGAAAUCUGCAGCUUUAUGACCUGGCCUCGGGCAAUCUCUUGGAGACAAUAGCUGCCCAUGAUGGAGCCCUGUGGUCCAUGUCUCUUUCUCCAGAUCAGCGUGGCUUUGUGACAGGUGGUGCUGAUAAAGCUGUCAAGUUCUGGGAUUUUGAGUUGGUGACAGAUAAAAACAGUACCCAGAAGAGACUUUCUGUGAGGCAGACUCGAACCUUGCAAUUAGAUGAGGAUGUCUUGUGUGUCAGUUACUCUCCCAAUCAAAAGCUGUUGGCUGUAUCUUUGCUGGACUGCACUGUGAAGAUUUUCUAUGUUGACACUUUAAAGUUUUUUCUCUCACUGUAUGGACACAAACUGCCUGUUAUAUGCAUGGACAUCUCCCAUGAUGGAGCACUAAUAGCAACUGGCUCUGCUGAUAGAAAUGUGAAAAUCUGGGGCCUGGACUUUGGGGACUGCCACAGGUCGCUCUUUGCACAUGAUGACAGUGUGAUGUACCUACGGUUUGUGCCUAAGUCUCACCUCUUCUUCACUGCUGGGAAGGACCGCAAGAUCAAGCAGUGGGACGCAGACAAGUUUGAACACAUCCAAACGCUGGAGGGGCACCAUCAGGAAAUUUGGUGUUUGGCUGUCAGCCCCAGCGGAGACUAUGUUGUAUCAGCAUCUCAUGACAAAUCGCUGAGACUCUGGGAGAGAACGAGAGAGCCUCUUAUUCUUGAGGAAGAAAGGGAAAUGCAAAGGGAAGCAGAGUAUGAGGAGAGUGUGGCCAAAGAAGACCAGCCAGCAGUUCCAGGGGAGACUCAAGGUGACAAUUACUUCACUGGGAAGAAAACAAUUGAAACAGUCAAAGCAGCUGAGAGGAUCAUGGAGGCCAUCGAGCUGUACCGAGAAGAAACUGCAAAAAUGAAAGAACACAAAGCCAUUUGUAGAGCAGCAGGGAAAGAGGUUCCUCUUCCUGUCAACCCCAUCCUGAUGGCUCAUGGCAAUAUUUCGCCUUCGGCAUAUGUGUUAGAGACUUUUAAACGGGUCAAGUCGAGUGAACUAGAAGAGGCUCUGCUUGUGCUGCCAUUCUCUUAUGUCCCAGACAUUCUGAAAUUAUUCAAUGAAUUCAUCCAGAUGGGCUCUGAUAUCGAACUUCUGUGCCGGUGCCUCUUUUUUCUCCUCAGGAUUCACUUUGGCCAGAUCACAAGCAACCAGAUGCUUGUGCCUGUGAUAGAGAAACUAAAGGAAACAACUAUUUCAAAAGUCAGGCAAGUCCAGGAUGUUAUUGGCUUCAAUAUGGCAGGUCUCGAUUAUCUCAAGAGAGAGUGUGAAGCAAAGAGUGAAGUUAUGUUUUUUGCUGAAGCUACUAGUCACUUGGAAGAGAAGAAAAGGAAGCGAAAAAACAGGAAGAAGAUGAUUUUAACAUUGACUUAGAACUGAAAGGCUCUGUCUUUUCCUGCUUCCCUUAAACUUUAAGGAACAUGUAAACUAAGCUGGCAUCUUAAAAAUAUUGAAAAAGAUCAUGUUGUAGAUCUUGGGGUACAGCCGUCAGUUUUGGCUGAGGAAAUCCCACAUGGCUGUGUGUUCUGGCUCCCAUCUUUUGGACUGGACAGAUUUAGUUUUGAAAUCAAUAGGUUUUUUUUUAACAGUAUAUUUUGUUCAUGAGUGGAAUAGACAUUUUGGGAGUGUCUCAUAUUUAUGGAAGAUUAUUUGUCUUAGAGCUUUUCCAUUUGAGAUAAUCAUGUGUAUUAUUGUCUUCUAAAUGAAGUACCAUGAACUUCAGGGCUGAAAGGGAUGAUAAAAAUAUCUAGAGCUUAAGCUAGUGCAGGUUGUUGAGUCUGUAUAUAAGAAGAUCAUAAUGCUAUUUGUACUUUGGGGAAUUAAAUAUCUUUUUCAUUAAAA
Molecule: messenger RNA, 3630 nt
Organism: Mesocricetus auratus (golden hamster)
Lineage: Eukaryota; Metazoa; Chordata; Mammalia; Rodentia; Cricetidae
Gene: Wdr3
Product: WD repeat domain 3
Exons: 27
Coding region: 337-3162 (941 amino acids)
Biological process (GO): maturation of SSU-rRNA
Cellular component (GO): Pwp2p-containing subcomplex of 90S preribosome; small-subunit processome
Molecular function (GO): protein binding; snoRNA binding
Source: RefSeq, a predicted model, not a curated record